CAAUCUCUUCCUUCAGCUUCCAGACUUUUCGACGGGGCCUGUACUUUCCCCUGGCUUCUUUAACACUCUUCAAGAUACAGUACUGUGAAAAGGUUUGUUAACAUCGUGUUCGUGUAACGAGCGUGGUGCACACGAACCACGAUAAAAUCGUGGUCUUCGUGUAUAACAAAUAUUCAAACAUUCUAUCGUGGCCACCACGCUAAUAUAAUUAUCUCCACGAAGGAUCGUGUGUCCCACGAUCUUUUUCGCGAGCUCCACGAUUUAUAUAGAUUUAAUUUUUUUUCUUUUCAAAAGCGUCGGUAAUUUGUUUUAUUGAGUUUAACGAACGGACGCAAUUAAAUGUUUUGUACGAAAUGUUAUUUUGUAAAGAAAAGUUAAAUUUGUCUGACCAUAAUUUAAUUUCAGUUUUUAAAACUUUAAUAACGCCCGUCUCAAACACAUCUCAUUGUUUUGCCGAUAUUUUUUUGCCAAAAGAACUCUGUUCAAGAAAACGUUGAACCGAAAAUAUAUGCAAAAUAUUUAACAGUCAUUAAAUUAAAGUAGAUUUUAAAAGCGUAUUUGGUCAUCGAGUUUUUCUUUCUUUUAUGUCUUAUCUAUUUUGCUGAUGUAUCUUUCUCUAAUUUUGUCGGCGUCUUUAAAAGUCAGCUGAGCAAUUAGUUUCUCUUUGAAAAAAAAAGUUAAAUAUGGAUGCUCUGUUUGGCGAAACCAUUUAUACAAUUUACAAAUCAAGACAUGGUGCUUCCAAAAUAUUUCAGACAGUGAAUAAUAAAUCUUAAACAAAAAAGAAUGACCUAUACGCAGAUUAGCAAAAUUAUUGAAGAGGAAGAUGGCAAAAAGAUUUCACGGCAAACAAUAUCAAAAAUUGUUCGAAGAUUUAAUGAAACGAAAUCGCUAGCGCCAAAACGAAAGAGUGGUCGAAAAAGAAAACUUACAUUAGAUCAUCAUAAUUUUAUUGACAAAUGCUAUGAAAACAACGAUGAACUAACUUCAGUUGAUGUUCAAAAACUUGUUAAAAGUGAAUUUCAGCUUGACGUCUCGUCAUCAUGCAUUCGACAAGCAAGACAAAAAAUAGGCUGGACCCUAACUGGUCCCCGCUAUUGCCAGUUGGUGCGUGUACCGAAUCAAGUGUUAAGACUGGAGUUUUGUCAGAAACUUCUUCGGACCAAUGAGCAGUUCGAAGACGUAAUCUUCACCGAUGAAUCAACCAUAAUGAUGGAUAAUCACGGAAAAAUAUGUUUCCGUAAAAAAGGCCGUCUUCCAAACUUAAAACCCACUGCAAAACAUCCUUACAAAAUACAUGUAUGGGCGGGUAUAUCAACAUCUGAAGAUGCACAUGAUCAGCCUAGAGGUACAACAGAGCCUGAACAUGAUCAUCCUCAAAGCAAUACAGAGCAGAGUGAUAACAAUCUCUUUCCUGUGUCAUCUUAUGAGGAGUACGGAUUAAUUGAUAACGCACCUACGAAUCAUAUGACCAGUAUUAACUGCCAACCUGAAGAGUUGCUAAGACAUAACAUAGAUUUUGAUGUAAGCAAACACUACUAAAGAAUUAUUUAAAAUUUUACAGUUUUAUUUAAUACCCUAUGGACGGCGCUUGAUUCACGAAGGAUUAAAAUCUUUUAUAUAGCUAGCCUUAUAACAACGAAUUAAAACAAAAAAAUGUUAAUUUAUUUUUUUGCCGUCGGUUUUUAAUUUAAUUGAUAAACUAAUACGGUCUUUGUUGUUUUACAAUAGAAGUUAUCUAUCGUGGAAGCCACGAUGUAAUAUUUAAUUUUCGUUCGUGUAGUCCACGAAACAUGAUCGUGAGGUCCACGAUUUUUAAAAAAAUACGUAUCGUGGGCUAUCGUGGUUCGUGCGUAACAUGAAAUAAACACGAACCACGAUGUUAACAAACCUUUUCACAGUACUGUAAUAUCACAAACCAGCAACCUAUGCUGGGAAACACACUCUUCCCCCGAUAUAACUUUCACGUCCUUCACCACUUUCUUGUCUGACUUUCUAACCAAAAAGUAAUCUAUCUGUGUCUUACAACCACCUGACUCAUA
This is a messenger RNA of Hydractinia symbiolongicarpus, 2042 nucleotides long. RefSeq lists its product as uncharacterized. NCBI's taxonomy places the organism in Eukaryota, Metazoa, Cnidaria, Hydrozoa, Anthoathecata, Hydractiniidae. The record is from RefSeq and is a predicted model, not a curated record. The coding region runs from base 787 to 1542 and encodes 251 amino acids. The transcript has 2 exons. Gene Ontology annotation, molecular function: nucleic acid binding.